AUGGUCGCGACAUCGGCACCACCUCCAUCACCCAAGGAAGAAGCGGACACAUUAAAACGGUUUUUCCUUCACGAGAAAGUGCGCUCCAAAAAGGUUAAUUCUGCGCUAUUUUCAGUCGGAAACAUCCCCUACCAAACCACCGAGGACGCCAUCGGAAACUACUUCAGUCAAGCCGGAAAUGUCACCAACGUCCGAAUCGUUUACGAUCGUGAAACCGGACGACCAAAGGGAUUCGGCUUCUGUGAGUUCUCCGAUGAAGCUGGAGCACAAAAUGCCGUCAAUACUCUCAAUGGUGCUGACUUCAAUGGACGAUCCUUGAGAGUGAACUGGGCCAACAAGAACUAA
This is a messenger RNA of Cylicostephanus goldi, 345 nucleotides long. Lineage: Eukaryota; Metazoa; Nematoda; Chromadorea; Rhabditida; Strongylidae. The record is from the annotation of a GenBank genome assembly.